AUGGCGGCCCAAGACACUCCACGCAUGCUCUGGAAGCAUUCGGAUCCAGAGUCCACCUACAUGGGACGCUUCCGAAGGGCUCUCGAGCAGCACGUUGGGAAACAGUUCAAGGGAUACCAUGAUCUAUACGAUUUCUCCAUCACACAGCCAGUGACCUUUUGGGAUUUCUGCUGGAAGAACUUCAAUCUCCUUCACGAGGGAAGUUAUACCACCGUGGUGAAUCAAUCGGCCCGAAUGGACAGCAUCCCCCACUGGUUCACCGGCGUCCGGCUGAACUUUGCCGAGAACCUAUUAUUCUCAGCCAGCCCCAACGGCCCCUGCACACGAGGGAAGGAAGAUGCGAAGAUUGCUGUGGUUGAGCUCCGAACCCGCACCGGACGGUUGCUCCAGGCCAUGAAGGCCAACGGGGUGCGGAAGGGCGAUCGCAUCGCCGUCUGUGCGAGUAAUAGCAUUGACACGCUGCUCGUGUUCCUCGCUUCGACGGCGCUGGGAACCCUGUUCUCUUCCAGCUCGACGGACAUGGGCGUCAAGGGGAUCCUGGACCGGCUGGUCCAAAUCAAGCCUCGGUUCUUGUUCAUGGACGACCAGGCCGUGUAUAAUGGCAAGACGAUCGACCUGCGAUCGAAGAUGGGGGCGGUCGUGGACGGAAUGCGUUCUGUGCAGGAAUUCCGUGGCGUGGUCUCCCAGCCGCGCUUUGCUUCCCGGCCAUUGCAGAUCAGCCAGAUACCCCAGGCGCAGCUGCUGGGUGAUUUCUUAGCCAAAUCCACCGAUGACCGGCUGGAGUUUACACGCAUGCCCUUCUGCGAUCCCUUUUUGAUCGUAUACUCAUCGGGCACCACCGGUCAGCCCAAGUGCAUUGCGCAUUCAGUCGGCGGGGUGCUCGUCAAUGCGUAUAAGGAAGGGCACUUGCAUUCAGAGCUGGAUGAGUCCAGUACGGUGCUGCAGUACACCACCACCGGCUGGAUUAUGUAUCUCUCUGCUAUUCAAAGCCUUUUGUUCGGGUCCCGGGUUGUACUUUAUGAUGGCAGUCCGUUUAUGCCGCGGCUUGAAUCGUUGAUUCGGCUUGCAGAGCAACAGCGGGUAACUCAUUUCGGCACAUCCCCACGCUACAUGUAUGAGCUUCAACGCGCAAACAUUUCCCCGCGACAGAUCGCCGACUUGAGUUCGUUAAAAGUGGUGACCAGCACGGGGAUGGUGCUCCCCGACGCUCUGUUCGAGUGGUUCUACGACCAGGGCUUCCCACCCCACGUGCGUUUGAAUAACAUCUCCGGAGGAACCGAUCUGGCCGGGUGCUUUGGAGUGGGCAACUCCCUCCUCCCCGUUCACGUGGGUGGCUGCGCGGGAAUGAGUCUCGGGAUUCCGGUGGAUGUCUACGAUGCCAGUAUCGAAGGCGCCGGCGCAAAGGGAAGGUCUGUGGCGAUCGGGAACGCCGGGGAGCUGGUAGCCACCGCUCCUUUCCCUAACAUGCCUGCUUGUUUCUGGGGUCCAGAUGGGCCGAAACGGUAUCAUGAUGCCUAUUUUGCUCGAUUUGACAAUGUCUGGACGCACGGGGACUUUGUUUCCAUCCACCCCGUCACCCGCCAACUAUUCUUCCACGGUCGAGCAGACGGUGUCCUGAACCCAUCCGGGGUGCGCUUCGGAUCGUCGGAGAUCUACCAGGUCCUAGACGCCGAAUUCCCUAAUGAGAUCACGGACUCGAUCUGUGUCGGUCAGCGACGACCCCAAGACACAGAUGAGCGGGUGAUGCUAUUCCUCUUAUUGAAGGCCGGGGUCAAUUUCACCCCGGGAUUAGUUGCCCGGGUGAAGGGCGCCAUUCGCCAGAAACUGAGCAGCCGGCAUGUUCCGAGCUUUAUCUUUGAGACGGCUGAAAUUCCGGUCACCGUCAAUGGAAAGAAGGUGGAACUCCCCGUCAAACAGAUCGUCUCAGGGAAGCGGAUCAAGCCGUCCGGCACGCUUCUCAAUCCGGGGUGUCUGGAGUAUUAUUAUCGGUUCGCUGAGGAUAAGCGGUUGGUUACCGCGGGGGAAAGUAAGCUCUGA
Messenger RNA from Aspergillus wentii DTO 134E9, 2037 nucleotides. Its product is annotated as acetoacetyl-CoA synthase. The transcript is spliced from 6 exons. Gene Ontology annotation, molecular function: acetoacetate-CoA ligase activity. The record is from RefSeq and is a predicted model, not a curated record. NCBI's taxonomy places the organism in Eukaryota, Fungi, Ascomycota, Eurotiomycetes, Eurotiales, Aspergillaceae. Gene Ontology annotation, cellular component: cytosol. Gene Ontology annotation, biological process: lipid metabolic process. The coding region runs from base 1 to 2037 and encodes 678 amino acids.